Molecule: messenger RNA, 1818 nt
Organism: Saccostrea echinata
Lineage: Eukaryota; Metazoa; Mollusca; Bivalvia; Ostreida; Ostreidae
Exons: 6
Coding region: 36-1115 (359 amino acids)
Source: RefSeq, a predicted model, not a curated record
AUAAACACUGAAACAGAGAAUGAGAGAUCAUCAUCAUGGCUUGGUGCUCACAUAACGAAAAGGAUCAAAUUCCGUCCCGUGUUUCGAAGUGGAAAAAAUGUAAAGCGAUUGAAAAACUCGGAGUAUUUUAUGCUCAAUGUGCAUAUGCAGAUCCAAACGAUAUUUUAGAAAAGUUAAAUAAUAAGUUGACGAACAAAAGGCAGAUUUCGCCUCCAUCAGAGAGCAUGGCGCGAAUAAAGGAAUUUCUAAUGGAGUAUGUGAAUUUUAAUAUUGCUGAUGAUGAAAAGAGUCUGAGGAUCAACUCUGAAUUGACUAGGAGACACGUAACAAACGUUGAAGCGUGCAUGCAGAGGUUAUCAUCCCUCAACAUUUGUGAAUAUAUGCAGAUAAAGGGCAUUCAGGAUCAUGAAUUGGAAUUUAAAAGAUAUUUUGGCUGGUACAGUCAUGAAUUCAUCUGGGUAAAAGGACCAUGUAAUGGCAAUUUUGAAAGACUCCUGAUAAAAGUGUAUGCCAAGUCUCAAGAUUUUUUGGAGAUGAUGACCAAGUUUUUAAAAAUGAUGUUGCUACCUAUCAGGCCAUAUAAAAGUGCAUACACAGAGCUAAUAAGACAUUUUUCAAAUAUGUGUGAUCUGUCAUCAGUUCCAGGAGAUAGCUUUCAACGAUUAAUCAUUCUGCAAGAUCAGGCCUUUCUUUGUCUGCCAGAUAUCAGAUUUUUCCAAGAAAAACCAGAGUCAGAUCUAAGAGAUAUUUUGGUCUCUACAGUUGCUACGUGUGAAAGGAAAAAUUUGUUGAAUCCAGAGACCAAUUUCAACAUAGAAAAAGCAGUAGAUGACAAAUUACUUGUUGAACAUGGUGGAGGGUUGCUCAUAGAAAGCCCAUAUUCCUUCUUCCAACCACAUGUUCUUGGAAGUUUAUGCUUAAAAACUGAGAUGCUGUUUACAUUUUUGGAGAUUGAUAUGCAGCAUUUUGACAAACUGGUGUGUAAUGAAGACUUAACAUCAGAGAAAGCUUAUAUCUUCUAUACUAAACCAUACAACAUAAUGAUUGCAGAGGACAGAGCUGUCCUGCUCGAUUUAUUACUGAGGCUGUCUGUCUUUCAAAGAAGGGAUCAGUAAUUCAAAGCUUACCCAAUGUUCAUUGCUCAGCCUUGGACAAGGGUUGUUGUGGACCUGGAUUCUGAUGCAUGUCAUGUAAUAAUUCAGGAGAAAGUAAUUCUUAAACAUAUAUAUAUUGACAUAAGACUAAUACCAAAUAAAAAAAUAUGUGUGGUUCCGGUUACCCAACCGUCCCUAUUUUAUACCCCCGACCCUAAACUUUUUUUCAGCAAUUUUCAUAUUUUUUCCGGAAUUUUCCCAGAUUUCUAUCAAUGGCUCUGGUUUAAGCUUUAGUUUCAGCAAUGACGGCCUCCUUGCAAAACAUAGUGCAAGUGUUUAAUAGUGUUGAAUCCAAAGCAAGCUAGCAUGUAGGUGUCCCCUACCAAUAUUGACUAGUAUAUUAUCACACCACAUCUAAAUGCCACUUGCAAAGGAGUGAUAAGUAUUAUUUAGAAAAAAUAAGAAAAUCAUUUUGUUUUAAAAAAAAGAUCCUACCUACCUACCCUAAUUUUUUUGGAGGUAAAACUGGAACCACACAUAAUUCUUUGUUUGGCCUAAGGGUUAUUUUCAAAAUGCCAAGCAUAUGGAACGGUAAAAAUAAUGGCCACCAUGAUUAUGAAUACAACCAGAUUCAGUGUCCAAUUCCAUUCUAUGUGACUUUUGCAAUCCAUGAAGUGUAGUGACUAGCACUGGUCUAUCAGUGAUAAAAUCAUGAUUUUCUUUG